GAAACCAUUAAGUAUAAAAGCUGGUUGAUUAUAGGUGAAAUUUGGCAGCGCAUAUAUGUAUAAAAUGCUGAAUUGGAAACUUAAACGUUUUACAGCGUGAUGGUUUAAUACUGUGUCACAAUAAUUACAUAACGCUGACGCCAUUCAAAGCGACAACAAAGCCUUCUUCUUGACCUCGUUUGGUGAGAUAAACAUCGUGUCUUUAUCAAAUUUUUAAGAGCGUGGAUACACCAUAUAUUUGUCAAAUGCCAUAUCGACGAUUGGGUAUAGCAUUUGCAUGCGAAGAUGACAGUCUGUUGACAAUCGACAUUAACUAGAGAAGAUAUAAAAGAUUUGUGACGAUGGUGGCAAUUAGUCUCAUUGUAUUAUUUGUAUUUAUAAAUUUUCCUGAACCAAGUGAAAACUGCGACACGAAACUUGAUGUCAUUUAUAAAGAAUAUAACUGUAAUUGCUCCAUACCGACCAACAAAUUGCCAGAAAACUGUACAGAGAUAAGAAAACAGAUUACUGAACAGUAUAAUGCGUAUGCUAAGGAUAAACGAGAAAAUGAUUACGGAUGGGUUUACGUGGCAACCAUACCUGUAGGAUCAGCAGGAAUCCUUUUUAACGCACUUCUAAUAUUGGUGAUCCUUUGUGAUCCCUUGAAGAUUCUUCAUCGUGGAGCGUGGAUGACAAUCCUAAGUCUUUCCAUAUCUGACACGAUGGCUUGUUCAGCAAGGGUCGCAUCUUCAGUUAUUGUAAAAUGGUGGGACUUUGACCUAACUGAAAAAUCAAGAAUUUAUACAGAGUUCUUCUGGCAGUUUGGUGUAAAUGGCUCAUUCUUGUCUCUUACGCUCCUCACUCUCCAGACUUUCAUGAUCGUCAAAUAUCCCGUAAAAAGCCGCCUUGCCAUGUCAAGUGGAAGAGUUGUGUUCAUGAUUGGAAUUUUGUGGGUUGUAUCGUUAGGACUCGCACUGCCAGAAAUCGACGACAUUUCUAAGGAUACGAGAAAGUAUUUUUUCGUGGCUACUGUCUCCGUUUUGGAAAUGGCUACAUUAGUUCAGAUCAUAGUGAAGAUAUUAAUAAUACGAGAAAUUCUCUCACCCAGUGAAGCAUUAAGAAGCGGUAUCCAACACAAGUAUCAAAGAGAAGUGGCCAAAACCGUCAUAAUACUUAUUUUCAUUCUCAUUGUUACAGCACUUCCAUAUUUUAUUGCCAAACAGAUUGAGUACAUAAGAAGAAUUAAGGACGGAUCAUAUAAUUUGACCAUUAAGUUUCCAUAUUACUACGAGCCCAUUGCCAUUGCCAAUUUUGUGGCCAAUCCAAUAGUUUAUUCUUUUCGUCUACGAGAUUAUCGCAAAAGUUUACUCUUCUUAUUCUUCCAUUAUAAAAAAAACAAAAAUCACGCUCCUCUGAUUAAUCAGAGCAAUAAAACAAUGGUCACAAAAGUGUAAAGCAGCUGUAUGAUUCACGUUGACAGGUCUACUGAGGUUGAUGUGAUGUCUCUACUGAAUUUAAUGAAACAACUCUUGUUGACGUUAUUAUCUAAUGUUUUUCGUAUGGUGUAAGCCACAUUCAUUAUAUAUUUGCACUUGAGGCGCUAUGAUGUUGCCAAAAUACGUUUAUAAUAUAUUUAUGCUGCAGGUAACGAUAGCAAUACAUUAUUUGCUACAUCGUUUUAAAAGAUCAGAGACUUUUAAACAAAAAGGAAACUGAUAAAUCAUAAUUUUUUAUUUGGUGUGGGAUGAAACACAGAUACGGAUGGCACAAAUACGGGUGAGGCGAUAAAACAUGGAUGAUGGGAUAAAACACGGGAUAAAACACGGAUCUUAUUGAAAUUUUAUUUCUUUUCAAGUGGUGUUGUUUAGCAAAAAUAGUAUGAAGACGUUGUGCAUUAACAUUUUAUGCUUGUGUUUAAAUUGUUUCAUGUACCAAAAUGUGGGAAAGUAAAACUAUAAUGUUUUAAACAUCACUCAAAAAAUUAUUCGUAAAAUUUAUCUUGCAUGAUAAUAGUUAGCAUAUAGCUGAACUCUCCGCCAAAGACAUUAUCCAGACAUGGUUUUUCUCCUGAGAAAGUGUACCUAUAAUGUUGCAGGUUGCAAGUUAAAUGUUGUCGGUAAAGUGAAGUUGAUUCACAGUUUUUAAAAAAGUUUUUUUUUUGUAGAAAAAGAAGUUAAUACUUAAUUCUCGAGAGCUCUUUA
Molecule: messenger RNA, 2180 nt
Organism: Xenia sp. Carnegie-2017
Lineage: Eukaryota; Metazoa; Cnidaria; Anthozoa; Malacalcyonacea; Xeniidae
Exons: 3
Coding region: 342-1433 (363 amino acids)
Biological process (GO): G protein-coupled receptor signaling pathway
Cellular component (GO): membrane
Molecular function (GO): G protein-coupled receptor activity
Source: RefSeq, a predicted model, not a curated record